GUGGCAGACAGAGCAUAGGUCCACAUCUUACGUGUACAUGCAUGAUAGGUCUGAUUCCAUACAUGUAGGAAAUUCAUGCUGUUGUCACCAAAACGAACGCAGUCGCCUGACAUGCUCAGUCUCGUUCAGAGAGUGUGGGAAGGGAUCACAUCACUGACGCUUCUGAAUGAGGACAUUCAGUCAUACAAUCGAGCCACAUCCGAUCCCCAACCCGUACGUCAGAUGCACACGCAUGCCAGCCCUCACUGCAGCUGGAAAAAAUCACAACCGCACCGCCCACAUGCAGCCAACAAACAUGUAUGUAUAAGCCACCUGAUUGUGGCUGUACCACACGCCACCACACACAUCGCAAUCAGAGAGCAGCAGCAGCAGCAGAAAAGGAUAUGUGCACACGGAUAAAAGUGGCCCACAUUCCGGCAUCCACGUGCACACACGAUGUCCCUCCCCCCGCUCCCCACCACAUAGAAAGAGCGAGAGAGAGAGCAUUGGCAGCAGCAUAGCAUUACUCGCUCACCACAUCAAGCCACUUCACAAACAAACGCGCAUCAGCAAGCGACUCUCUUUGGCAAAUCCGUACCUACAGACAUGACUGUACUAACUGACUAACUAAUUGACCAACUAACUAGCUGACUAACCAAGCAAGUCGUCCACAGAGCAGCCAAGACAGACAGACAGCCACACACAGACAGACAGGUUGAGCCGUAGGUGGACAUCCAUUGAUGCACAUCCCUCCCCCACGCACUCUCUCGUGCCAUCUGGGAUUGGCCUUCCCUCCAGGUUUCGGAGGCAGCCAUUCAUGUGUGGCAUCGCACUGAACAAGAGGAACGCCGAUGGGCUUCAUUGAUCACCAGUAUCUUCCCCAGGUCCGUCGCUGUCGAAGGAGUCAUCAGCCUCGUCGCGCCGGUUGUCGCGCCGGUUGUCGCGCCGGUCGUCCCGGUCGUUGUCCCGAUCGUUGCGCCGGUCGUUGCCAUCAUCCCCAGUAUCCUCCCCAGGUCCGUCGUCGUCGAAGGAGUUAUCAGCCUCGUCCCCAGUAUCUUCCCCAGGUCCGUUGGGAUUGAGAGAACUAUCGGCCCUGCAUGCAUCACACAUUGCAGCGAAUCAGGAGUUCCUGCAUGCAUGCUUACGAGUCUGGUCGUCGCAGCGCCCCGCUGCCGGAGCUGCUGCUGUCACUGCCAAGAGAGCUCCAUCUAUUGAGCCCGGAGUAGCUCUGAGAUUGCGCUGGAGGGGAGAUUGAGUCAGGGGCGUUGUUGGAAUCCGCGUUGCCUCGAACAUGUUGGUGAGGGCCUCGAUUUCCUCUGCCGACAGCACGGACUGCAGUUCUCUCCGCUGAUCCAUCGCCUCAUUUCGGUCCUCCUGCACUGCGCGAAGACGGCGACGCUGAUGCAAAACAGACAGAACACAGAAUCACGAAGACGAUGCGUGAGUGACUGUCUGCCUUGAGUGCAGCUGACUGACCUGACCGACGUCAGAACUUCCGGUUCCUUGGCAGGGGGUGGCGGAGAGCAUCGUAGCCGCCAGGCUGCACAGAAAGACCGCUGAUGUCAUCAUGGCUUGAGCGUGUCACACUCAAAGAUCUGGUUGAGAAUGUGUGCUGUGCUCUGUGCUUUGGGGGAGGAGACAGGGAGAGCACAAUAUCUCUA
Vitrella brassicaformis is the source of this 1640-nucleotide messenger RNA. NCBI's taxonomy places the organism in Eukaryota, Vitrellaceae. The record is from the annotation of a GenBank genome assembly.